AUGGUUCAGCAUUACCAGCCAUUGGCUUGGGCAAAAUGGUGCAGAAGGUUACCUCGGUUAAUUGGGACGAUGAAAAGGAUAAGGGAUUUUUACAUGGAGAUCAGUUUUCAUUUUGAGAGCUCAAUGAUUCCUUUCAUUUCGAGAAUUGCUCUUUCUGACACGUACAGAACAUUAAAGAGGGAUACAAAUUUGAGGGCAGAUAUUAUUUUGGCUGGUUUUGAUGGUUUCAAAAUUCUUCUUUUCCUUGGUGAUGGUUCUGAGGACGGAAAAGUUCCUUUGGGUCACUUUACAUGGUGUUGCACAAAGAUAAGGAGGUCAUGA
This is a messenger RNA of Fraxinus pennsylvanica, 321 nucleotides long. The record is from the annotation of a GenBank genome assembly. NCBI's taxonomy places the organism in Eukaryota, Viridiplantae, Streptophyta, Magnoliopsida, Lamiales, Oleaceae.